Molecule: messenger RNA, 14598 nt
Organism: Fusarium sp. VM40
Lineage: Eukaryota; Fungi; Ascomycota; Sordariomycetes; Hypocreales; Nectriaceae
Source: the annotation of a GenBank genome assembly
AUGCUUGCCCCGCCUACCAACAACGGGAGCUGUAAUCUGAGCGGUAUGGACCUUACAGGACUUUCGAUUGUCAAUGCCUGGGCGUCGAAGCUGCCUGGACCCAACCUUCUACACCAGUUGGUCAAGACAAACGUCCAACAUGUAGCCUUGGAGUACAUGGGAAAUGGCCAACGUUCGACCCUCACAUACAGUCAGAUGCAUGAAGCUGCAGCAUCUCUCGCCAUCCGUAUAACAAGAGCCUCAGGCAACGCCCAAGGCCAGUUUGUUGUUCCCGUACUCAUUCACCAAUCACCCUUGCUCUAUAUCUCCCUGUUGGCCAUUCUGAAAGCUGGAGGGGCUUUCUGCCCUUUGAACAUUGAUGCUCCAUCUGAACGAGUAAAAUUCAUUCUUGGGGAUGUGGCUGCAAAAGUUGUGCUGGUCACAAAAGAGCUUGCAUCUGAGAUACCGAAUGAUAUUGAGGCAACUGUCAUCGUCGUUGACGAUGAUGAACAAGAGAGCGUUCUUCCCCAAAGCUCACUGACUGAGCCUCACCACCGAGUUCCUCAACCGGAAGACCUCGCAUAUGUUAUGUAUACAUCUGGGUCAACAGGAACUCCUAAAGGUGUUGGCAUUUCUCACGAUGCUGCAACUCAAGCUCUCAUCGCUCACGAUAGACACAUCCCGUCUUUCUCUCGCUUCCUACAGUUUGCAGCACCGACAUUUGAUGUUUCUGUCUUUGAAAUUUUCUUCCCACUUUUUCGAGGAGUAACUCUUGUUAGUGUUAGAAGAGUCGAGAUGUUGGAUGACCUCCCAGGGGUGCUACGCACUAUGAACGUGGAUGCUUGUGAACUCACACCAACGGUUGCUGGAAGUUUGCUGCGCAAGAGGUCAAACGCCCCGGAACUCAAGGUACUUUUGACUAUCGGAGAAAUGCUCAAUGCACCGGUAAUUGAAGAAUUUGGGGGAGAUGUUGCAAGACCGAGCAUGCUUUGGGCAAUGUAUGGUCCUACCGAAACUACAAUCCAUUGUACUCUACAGACAGCCUUCUCAUCUGAUUCUUCCACAAGUAACAUCGGUGUACCACUUGAUACGGUUUCGUGUUUCGUUAUUGAAAUCCCAGAAUCAGAUAACGGCCAGUAUACAGCAAAGAUUCUCCCACAGGGAGAGGUUGGAGAGCUAGCUGUAGGUGGUUAUCAGCUAGCGAGUGGCUAUAUCAACCGACCUGAACAAACAAACUCUGCCUUCAUUGAUUCGCCAUUUGGUCGCAUCUACCGUACGGGUGACAAAGCUCGUCUGCUUCCAAACGGAAGGCUUGAAUGCCUCGGCCGUAUAUCAGAUGGACAAGUAAAGCUUAGAGGACAGCGGCUAGAGCUUGGCGAGGUGGAGCAAGCUGUCCUCCGAGCAACAGGAUGUCACAGUGCUGUAGCCGCAGUGGUGGGAUCUAUUCUCGUGGUAUUCUGCGCUGUCGAUGCGGGAGUUACCGAAGAUACUAUUCUAUCACACUGCGGGAACUGGCUACCACAGUACAUGAUUCCUGGUGAAAUCAUCCUGAUGCCAGACUUUCCAAGACUGCCAAGUGGCAAAGUCGAUAGAAAAAGGCUGAAGGUAGAGUAUGAGGAGAACAAGGCAAACAUGUCAGAAGGCACCGCCGACUUAGAACCCUUGGAUGAGAUCGAGUCAGAGCUCUUGUCAGUUGUGUCUCGAGCCUUGAAUUUCAAAGUCGAUAAAUCAAUGUCUCUGGCCUCCCUUGGCAUGGAUUCCCUCAAGACAAUCAAGCUUGCCUCAGCCUUACGAGUUGCGGGCUUUGAGAUAGAAUCAACAGCUCUUCUCACACUGAAAACUGUGGCCGAAGUCAUUUUCGCCGCCAGGAAGCACGUUCAAAAUCAAAAUGCCGUUUCCCAAUCAAACUCAAAGGACUUAUCGUUAGACCUGGCAGAAAUUUUGCAGCAAAACGCCGCCCUGGCUGGUCUUGGUGGCUCCAUUGAGGACGUGAUACCAUGUACUCCUCUACAAGCAGCCAUGCUGGCAGAAACAGCUCAGCAUGCAACCGCCUACUGCAACGAGAUCGAGCUCAGCAUUCCAUCGGAUUACACUGUCGAUCAAGUAACAGAAACUUUCAAAGAACUUUCGCAUCGACACCCGAUCUUGAGGGCAGGCUUCACGGUUGUAGCUGGCAAGUUUGUCACGCUUAUUCACCGGAACCUCCGAUCUGAGCAGAUCAGAAUUGUCGAUAAGUUCGACAAUGGCCUGUCAUUCAUCUCAUCUCCUGAGUUCUGUCCUCCUCUGAUACUCCAGAUUCAACGAGGUUCUGCCACUGACCAUUCUCGUAUUCUUCUACAACUGCAUCAUUCACUAUACGAUGGCUGGUCUAUGGAUAUCUUGCUUGCUGAUUGGUCCAAGUUACUGCUGAAAGAGACGGUAUCACAGCAUCCGCCAUUUCGGGAAGUUGUUGGAUUUUAUCGUCAUCUCCAGCAUGACGACGCUGCUCGAGUCUUCUGGACCGAGCACUUUGUUGGAUGGAAACGAACACCGUUACCCAAGCUACAGGGGAAGGUCGUGCACUCAAAUCAAACCAUGUGUGUUCGCCGGCCGUUGACCCUCUCUCGCAACCAAGUCGAUACUGAGACACAGAGACUUGGCUGUAGCCAUCAAGUUGUAUUCCAGGCAGCAUUGGCUUUGCUAUGGUCGGGAAUCACAGGAACACGUGAUAUCACCAUCGGCUCGGUGACGUCUGGGCGAACCAUCUCUGUGGCAGGUGUAGAAGACAUCGUUGGACCAUGUAUAGCGUCCCUGCCGGUCCGAAUAGACCUUGAUAAGACUACUGCCGGCCUUGACCUACUCAACAGCAUACACUCUAGCAACAGGAAAAUCAUGCAGUAUUGCACGGUAUCUCUGUCGGAGAUCAAAAAGCUGAUAGAAUUGCAACCCGGGGAAAGUCUUUACGAUGUACUUUUUGUUUAUCAAGAGUCUCUUACUAGCUCAGAACGCACAAAAAAUGUGGUCAGAGAAGUUAGUCAUCUGGAUCGCUUGGAAACACCAGUUCUAUUUGAAGUUGAGCCGACAGAAAACGGAUUUGCGCUCCAAGUCACGUACCAUGAAGCAUUCAUAUCGCCAAAAGUGGUCGAGAACAUAGCGAGUCAGUUCGAGUCGUUGGUUCUCUCGAUUCUAGAGAGUCCUGACAAGGAGAUCAAAUGGGUUUCCAGGGGAAUCAACGGCAGCCCAUCGAUCCACAACCUCACUCCCACAUUGCCUCAACACACUCCUGACUUGGCACAACUCUUCGAAGACGUGGUUCGGAAAUAUCCUGCCUCGGACGCUUUGCUUUUUGCCCACUCACUUGAAACUGGCUUUCAAACUAAUUGGUCGUUCGAAGAGCUGAAUGGUGUCGCGAAUCAGAUUGCGCGAUACUUGCAGAGUCACGAUGUCAGAGUUGGACAGGUGGUGGCCAUUCUGAUGGAUAAGUCACCCAUGCUCUAUGCGUCAAUCUUGGGCAUCAUGAAGAGUGGCUGUGGAUAUCUUCCGAUCCUGCCUUCAACGCCCGCGGCUCGCACUCAGGAAAUUCUAGUGCAAGCCGAGAUCAAGCAUUGCUUGGUGGACGCUGAGUCUCUUGGCCAACACACAUCAACAUCUGAUGUAUCAAUGAUCCCUAUUGAUAUCAACUCGAUCAGUAACCUGCCUGCGACCAAUUUAGAUGUCGUUGCUGAUGGUGCUCGACUCGCAUACGUCAUCUACACGUCCGGUACGACGGGAACUCCCAAAGGUGUCGCAGUCCAGCAACAGAACAUCGCUGCGAACAUCGUGCAUCUUGAGGCAGUAUACCCGAAAUCUUGCCGUCAAUCGGGUCGUCUCCUACAAGCAUGCUCUCAGGCAUUCGAUGUAUCGGUGUUUGAGAUAUUCUAUACCUGGUAUGCUGGCAUGUGUUUGUGCGUUGGUACGAACGACACAAUAUUUGGGGAUAUCGAACGUUCCAUACGCGACCUCAAAAUAACGCACCUUAGCAUGACACCAACUGUAGCGACCCUCGUCGAACCUUCCAAUGUACCAGGUGUUGAGUUUCUUGUAACUGCUGGCGAACCCAUGACACAGUCAGUAUACGAGAAAUGGCAGCACCACCUUUGGCAGGGCUACGGACCUUCCGAAACCACAAAUAUCUGUACGGUGAAGAAGAUGACAUCGGAUGAUCAUAUUGAACACCUUGGACACGCUUUUCCCAAUACCUCUGUCGUUGUUCUUUGCCCCGACAGCACCGAUGCAGUUCCUCUCAACUGGGUUGGAGAGUUCUGCUUUGGAGGCGCACAGGUUGCUCAAGGCUACCUUAACAUGCCAGGGCUAACAGCGCAGAAGUUCAUUCAACAUCCUCGUUAUGGAAGACUAUAUAGAUCUGGGGACAUGGGACGCAUGCUUCCAGAUGGUUCCCUGGUUAUUCUAGGUCGUAUUGACGAUCAGGUGAAAUUAAGAGGGCAGCGGAUCGAGAUCGGUGAGAUAAACAGUGUCGUGACAAUGACUGGCCAAGCAGCAUCAGCUGUUACGCUGUUAGUGCAGCGCGAGGAAAUAUAUACCCAGCAAUUGGCUCUGUUUUAUGUUCCUCGUCAUGAUCCUGGUGAGUUCAAGGCGCUGGAGAUCAACGACGAAACACACCAAUCCCUUGUCGCACAUCUACAAUCACGUUUGCCUGGCUACAUGGUACCAUCUUACCUCAUUCCUAUCUCUUCGGUUCCCAUGACAUCGAGUGGGAAGAUAGACAAGCGUCGUCUUCGUGGAUGCUUCAACAUUUUGAGGCGGGAUUAUCUUGAAGCAUCUUCGAAGAUUUCACCAGCUACCCAAGAUGAAGGCGACUGGAGUAAGACGGAUGCGACAAUUGCGGAUGCUAUUAUUGAGUCUGCGAAGGUAUCCCCGAAUGAAUUUGGUCGUUACACACCAUUUACUCUCCUCGGUAUCGACUCGAUUUCUGCCAUCGAUCUCGCUCGCGUCCUCAACUCAAAAUUGGAAACUCGAGUUGCAGUAUCUGACAUUCUACGCAAUCCAACCGUUGCUCAACUAUCUCAGUGUGUAAACAAGAAAUUUGAACAAGGAGAUGAUGUAUCGUCCAACAGCCCUCAUCAAUUCUUUCCUGAAGCUUUUGCGAAUUUGAUGGAAGACACGUUCAUGAGCGAUUCCAGAACCAUCAAGGCGGUAUUGCCCUGUACGCCCCUGCAAGAGGCAAUGCUUUCUCGUGGCCAAAGAGGGUAUUAUAACAAAGUACUUCUGCGCUUGUCAACCCCAUCUCAGGCGAUAAAGUCAUACUGGAAGUCAAUGACUAACAGACAUGAUAUCCUCCGGACAUGCUUUGUUACCACGACGGACUCUCAGCGGGCCAUCGCUCAAAUCGUACUUAAUGAUUGGGAAAUGCCGUGGCAAGUAUUCAAUGUCAAUGAGCUGUCUUUUGACGGGACGAUCGAAGAGCAUCUUAGAACUCUUCCUGAUCCAGUCGACUCCAGGAUACCACCGGUAUCUCUGGCAUUGUUGCGAUAUCGCGGAUCCGAAUUUAUAUCAUUCAUCUGCCAUCAUGCACUCUACGACGGGGUAGCAAUGGAAAGGCUCCUGAAAGAAGUGGAAGCACUUGCAAGGGGCGAGGAGUUGCCGCCACCGGUGCCCUAUAGCGAGUUCUUGAGGUUGUCUACCAGUUUGCCUGAUGAUGUGGAACAGUUUUGGCAACAGCAUUUCCAAGACUAUGUUCCAUCGGCUAUCUUCGCGCAGACUACCACGAGUGAGAUCGACCAGAGCACCUGUACCACAUCGAUGGACCUGCCUCUUACCGAUUUGCAAGCACGUCUUCGUAGCCUUGGGAUAACCUUGCUUUCGGUCUGUCAAGCCAGCUGGGCCACAGCUCUCACUAUGGCCUAUCGACGUUCUGAUGUGUGUUUUGGAAACGUUGUCAGCGGCCGAACACUUGAUAUCGAAGGACUCGACAGGCUCGUUGCACCCUGUUUCAAUACGAUUCCGAUCAGGGUGGACCUUUCGUCGCCCUCAAGCAACAUUGAUGUGGUAAAGAACUUGCAAAAUGUCAACACAGAAAUGCUAGCCUACCAAUUUACUCCACUGCGCCUGAUCCAGCGAAGUAUCAAUCGCACUGGCAAACACAUAUUCGACACACUUCUUCUCCUACAGAAGCCGCUGCAGGAUAUAGAUAAAGGUGUUUGGACGCUCGAAGGCGAUUCUGGAGAUAUGGAUAUUCCCCUGGUGUGCGAGAUAGUCCCUUGCCCAGGGUUAAACUCGCUUGUCGUCAACGUUCAUCGUGAUAUGAGCAUUGUGACUGAGGAAGUUGCCACCGCCAUGGCCGACGUCUUCAAGCUUACACUGCGGAGUAUCCUAAUGGCCCCUCAUGCCAUGUCAAGAAGCAAAGACGAGCUUUCCGCUACCUUGCGCUUAACACUGGAACAACUUGAGCCUAGACACGAGAAAGAAGACAAUACUGCUCCAUCGGCCGAGAAGAAAGAAGAAUGGAACCAAUUUGAACUCCAAGUUCGAGGUGUCCUUGCCAUGCUUUCUGGGGUACCUGAACAGCAGAUACGUCGCCAUACUACGAUCUUUCAGUUGGGACUUGACAGUAUCAAUGCUGUUCAGGUGGCCUCGAUUCUUCGUAGGAGUGGCUUCGUCAUAUCCGCCUCUGAUGUGAUUGAAUGCCCAAGUUGUUCAAAGAUAGCUGCGAAGCUACUCGAGAAGUCUUCAAAUCCCAAGACAGAAGAUAUCCAAAAGUACGAUCUCGAUCGCUUUUCACGUCAUGUUGCUUCAGAAAUCAUGGGCCACCUACCAGAAUCAGCCAAAAUCGAGGCCAUCCUGCCCUGCACCCCUGUUCAGUCAGCUAUGCUGGCGUCAUUCAUUCAAUCCGGAGGUGAUAACUACCUCAACGCAGUGAGGUACAUGAUCACAGAGGAUACGACAAUAGAGAGUCUUGCAACAGCCUGGCGUUUGCUCCAGGAGCGGCACCCUAUGUUGCGCACUGGCUUCGUACCUGUUCAACACCCUGACACCUCAUUCGCCAUGGUCAGACAUGCACCAGGCUCAAUGGAAACACCUUUGAGGGCGAUACAGGAUAAUAGAGAGUCGAGGGUCAACCUCCUACAGUUUAAGGCAGACGUCAGCGGAGAGAUUCUUUCCUCGUUGCAUCGACCCCCUUGGAAUAUACUUGUGGUACAAACCCCCGAAUGUACUACAAUGGAUUUUGUUGCUCAUCAUGCUCUGUACGACGCACCAACACUCCACAUGAUGCUCGGAGAACUUUCACAGCUCAUAGAGGGCAAGCAAUUUACUCAAAGUUUGAGUAUUGAGCCUGCGUUAUCUGUGAUUCUGGGCAACUUACUCAAUGUCAAAUCUUCUGAGAAGGCAUUUUGGGAGGCCAAAGCCAGUAGCACUGUUGUCAACAAAUUUCCUAUCAUGACACCGUUACGAGUUGAACAACGAGAGGUACUGACUGAUGCAGCUAUCGCAUCGUUAUCGUUUUCUGAACUCAAGAAAGCAACACAGGCUUCUAACGUAACGAUCCAAGCAGCGAUUCAAGCUGCUUGGACCCGGGUCUUGGCCUCGUAUGUGGGCGAGAACUCGGUAGUAUUUGGAGUUGCGCUCUCUGGAAGAACCGUGGACGAGACAAGAGAUGCAGCAUUUCCAUGCCUCAACACAGUCCCUAUUGUGGCAAGUAAUGUGCCGUCCAAUGCUGAUCUAGUCAACUACAUGAUGGACUACAACCAGCACCUUCAUAAAUAUCAGUUUUCUCCGCUUAGCCUGGUGCAGAAAUGGCUAGGCCAUUCAUCGGGCCCAAUUUUUGAUACACUUCUUGCUUAUCAGAAAAUGCCAGACACCGAGCCUUCAUCAACGAUGUGGAAGGUUCUCGACGAUGAAGCAAAGGUCGAAUAUCCGGUUUCGUUGGAAAUCGAGCCAGUGGCGAUGGAUCAGGUUCGGUUGUGCAUGACUUAUUACAACGAUGUUCUUCCAAGUGAGCAAGCACAACUCCUGAUGAAGCAAUUUGAUGCUUCGCUGAGUCACAUCGUAUGCCAUGCUGCUGGAACCGAAGACGAUGUUAUGCAGCACUCGCUAGCCCUUUAUUCUGUGCUCCCUGCAUCUGAACCUGCACUUGACGCUCCCGUAGAGUUGCUUCAUCAGUUCGUCGAACGAGGAGCAGCUGUUCACCCGGAGAAGCUUGCUCUCGAGUUUGUAUCUGCGUUUGACGGAGACGAUUGUGUUAAACAACAAUGGAGCUACCACGAACUCAACCUUAUGGGCAAUAAAGUCGCCAACAUGCUUCAUGACAAAGUCAUUCCCGGUAGCAUCGUUGCAGUGCAUUUCGACAAAUGCCCCGAGGCAUAUUUUUCUAUCCUAGGUAUUCUCAAAGCGGGUUGUUCGUUUGUCGCUCUUGAUCCAUCUGCGCCGAAAGCAAGAAAAGAAUUCAUCAUCGAGGAUUCCCAGGCCCCGUGCCUGCUCACAAAGCAUUCCGAGGACCUCGACUUUGAAGUCAAAACAGCCCUUUUCGAAGUCACAACUGAAGCCUUGAAUGCUUCAAGUGAAGAACGCCUCAUGUUUCAACCAACCAUCUCUCCGUCAGCUACCUGCUACUGUCUCUACACAUCUGGUACCACAGGAACGCCCAAAGGCUGUGAGAUUACCCACGACAAUGCUGUACAAGCAAUGAUGGCGUUCCAGGACCUGUUCAAAGGCCACUGGGAUGAUGAAUCGCGCUGGCUACAAUUCGCAGCCCUUCACUUCGAUGUGUCCGUACUGGAGCAGUACUGGAGCUGGUCUGUUGGAAUGGCUGUCGUUGCUGCUCCGAAAGAUCUUAUUCUGGAUGACUUAACAGCAUCGAUCAACAGACUUGGAAUUACACACAUUGACCUUACGCCGAGUCUGGCGCGCUUGACACACCCUGACGAAGUCCCUAGCCUUUGCCGUGGAGUGUUUAUUACUGGCGGUGAGCAGCUCAAGCAGGAGAUUCUGGAUGUUUGGGGUCCAAAGGCGGUUAUCUACAACGCCUAUGGCCCGACCGAGGCCACUAUUGGCGUUACCAUGUUUCAACGCGUGCCUAUCAAUGGUCGCCCAAGUAAUAUCGGAAAGCAGUUUCCUAACGUUGGCUCAUUCGUGUUCAGACAAAACACAAACACACCAGUUUUCCGUGGUGGUGUUGGCGAGCUUUGUGUGUCUGGUCGAUUGGUUGGUAAAGGUUACCUCAACCGGCCCGAACUCACAGAAGAACGGUUCCCCGUUCUUGCAGAGUUCAAUGAGAGAGCUUAUAGGACUGGAGAUCUCGUGCGAGUGUUGCAUGAUGGCUGUUUCGACUUUUUGGGCCGCGCUGAUGACCAAGUCAAGCUGCGUGGCCAACGACUCGAGAUUGCCGAGAUCAACCACGUUAUCCGGACUGAUGUCGCAGAUAUUCAAGACGCUGCCACUAUUGUAGCUCGACAUGGAACGAGUGGGAAAGAUGUAUUGGUCACAUUCGUUGUCAGUCAGCAUCCUGAGAAGGGACAACUCCAGAUUUUGCCGGAUCAGGGGGGUCUGGCUGCUCAAGCGAAAGAAGCCUGCCGUGCCAAACUGCCCGGAUACAUGGUACCGACCUAUAUCCUCUCACUCCCCUACAUCCCACUUUCCUCAAACAACAAGGCUGAGAUCAAGGAUCUUAAAAAACUGUUCGGUGAGCUGGCUCCGGAAAAACUCAUGGAGCUGUCCAGUGCGGCAACAGUUCCCACUUCACAAAGUGCCCAGAAGAUCGUGUCAAAAUUACUCGAGACCAUCUCUCAAUUCAGUAACAUCCGCCAAAGUGAAAUUUCGUCAUCAACAAGUAUAUUUGAUGUCGGCGUGGACUCGAUCACAGCCCUCAGACUUUCCUCGCUCCUCAAAUCUGUUGGCCUUAAAGCAGCGUCCCCUGCCGCCUUACUGAAGAACCCGGUUAUUGGCGACCUUGCGAACCUCUUAGCCAAAGUCACCUCAACAAAUCAAGAAAGGCUCGUUAAGGACGCUAAACAGUCUAUCCAGGCGUACGGCCAUCGUCAUCGAGGAAUGGUUUAUCGGAGCCUUGAUGUUAAGCCAACCGAUGUGGAAUACAUUGCACCAUGCUCGCCAUUGCAACAAGGUAUAAUUUCACGCUCUUUGACCAGCAGCCAGUCCGGGGCUUACUUCAACACCUUUGAGUUGAGGCUUCACCGACAUACAUCGGUAGAAAAACUGCAACAAGCAUGGGUUGAGUUGAUAUCAUCAGAGAGCAUACUGAGAAGUGUUUUUGUACCUACCACAGAUGGCUUCUUACAGGUUGCCCUGCGAGAUCCUUCCUUGCCAUGGACCGUACAAAGGCUUUCUUUAAGUGACAUGGUUGACGCAUAUGUUGCAAAACAGAAAAAGGACUGGGUGCAGCGGAACGAGGCCGCUAUCACUCAGCCCUUAUUGCUGGCUUAUGUUGAGACGCCUACAUCAAGGUUACUUAUCGUCCACAUUUUCCAUGCAUUAUAUGACGGCAACAGUUUUGAUCUGAUGAUGAAUCGGAUUGCCGAAGGCUACGAAGGUGUUCAAUCACCUCAUGCCCCGUCAUUCUUUGAAGCACUCAGCCAUGGUCCUUUGGCAAGGCACGAGAAUUGCCGGGGCUUCUGGGAAUCCCAUCUGAACGGUUGGUCAUCUGCCCCAAUCAAGCAAAUCCGCGAUUUCAUGACGGAGUCAGCGUUUACUGUCGAGCGUGAGAUAUCCAUCACCAACCUUGAGGCCAUUCGCUCUUCCCAAAAUGUUACCCUUCAAGCCGUUGUGAUGUCGCUAUGGGCUUCAGUUUUGCAAAACUUUGCUCGUAGCCAUCUCACCAUGGGUGUCGUUGUUUCUGGACGUGCCAUUGACCUUCCUGGAGUCGAGAGCACUAUUGGCCCUAUGUUCAACACUCUACCUUUCUAUUGUCGAACAGCCCAAAAACAAAGUUGGAAGUCCUUUGUCCGCCGAUGUCAUGAGUUCAAUGCAUCGGUGCUCGACUUUCAACACGUGGCUCUGAAAGACAUACAGAAGUGGUGCUCAAAAGGCAAGCCUUUAUUCGACAAUCUUUUUACAUAUCAGAUUGAGACCGCCACCAUUAACGCCGAGAAUGUGCCCUUCGACAUAGCGGAUAGUUAUGCUGCCGCUGACUACCCUCUUGCAUUCGAAGCUGUCUAUACGCUGUCAGGAACACUUCGACUCGCUCUUGUUGCGCAAGGGCACGUGGCAUCCCCCAUGGAUCUGAGUAGCAUCCUUGAUGAGUUUGAACGUUAUGCGGACUUAGCUUCACAAUCACCAGAAAGCGAAGUGCCUGUCCCUGAAUUCAGGGAGUCAGAUGCGGAUGCUCUCCACCCUGAACUUGCUUCAACACAUAACCAGAUCAACUUCGAAUGGACCCAGGAAGCUCAAACGAUACGGAAUGAAAUUGCUCUUCUUGCUGAUGCUACUCCGGCGGAUAUUGCCUAUGAUACGUCUAUUUUAGAACUGGGCCUUGACAGUAUUGACGUGAUCAAACUCUCGACCAAGCUCAAGAAACACAGCAUACAUCUGGCACCUUCGCAGAUUAUGCGUCACCAGACAAUCUCGAAUAUGCUUAUUGAUCUGGGUGGCUGCGCUCUCAAGUCUCCGGGCUCUGCAGAGAAUAGCGCGACCUUGAAGGCCCAAAUCAAGCUGCGCGAACUCCUUGUGGCCUCCGGCAUAGAUAUGAUAAACGUGGAGACUGUGCUUCCAUCGACUCAUCUUCAAGAGUCAAUGAUCGUUGGAAUGAUCCAAUCUGAAUACGACUCCUAUUUCAACCACAAUGUUCUGCGAGUUGCGGACGACGUUGUCACUGUAGAGCUCAUCGAAGCCUGGAAGGAACUCGUGAGCCGGACACCAAUCUUGAGAACAGGGUUCGUUCAGAUAGACGAUCACGAGUCUGAUGUCACAUACUGCCAGGUUGUGUCGAGAUCUGUUGACAUAAACUUCGAGGCCACGACGAUUGAGAACCUUAGUGAACUACGCCAAGUCACUGCAGAAGCAAAAGAAAUGGCUAAGUGUGGGCGAGGUGAAAAGCAUCUGUUUCAACUCCGGCUAGUGAACAUGGGCUCAAAGCGAUAUGUUGUGCUUUCAAUGGCACACGCUCUCUAUGACGGAUGGUCCUUAAGUUUGCUCUUUCAAGAUCUCCAUUCAAUCUUUGAAGGACGACCGAUCAGCCGUCCUCCUGUAGAGCCAUUCAUCAGCAGAGUCUUGGAUUCGACAAACUCCAGAGCUCAGGAAUUCUGGAUGCAGUAUCUCGAGGGCGCGUCACCCUCAAUAGUCCCUACCCAAAAAACAUUGUUACCUACGAGCGACAACACACUUCAAAGGCAUGAGUUUACGUCUAGGAUUGCACUGUCGAAAAUCGAAUCGACCUGCAAAAGACUCUCCAUUAGUCUGCAAUCACUCUGCCAGGCUUGCUGGGCUGUCACGCUGGCACGUCAAAAAAAGGCUCUUGAUGUGGUGUUCGGCACUGUGAUGUCGGGAAGAGACUUUGAUGAGGCUGAGAAGAUGGUGUUCCCGACAAUGAACACAGUUGCUUUGCGCGGUAUCUUACACGGUUCAGUCUCUGAGUUUCUUCGGUAUCUGGAGGAUAACAUGAACGACAUACGAGAAUUCCAGCACUAUCCACUCCGUAAAGCACAAUCAGCAACCAAAGUAGACGCAGAAGGGCUCUUCAACACCUUAUUUAUACUUCAGAAGUCACCAAACAUAGCCGGAACAUCGGAUCGUACUAUCCUGACUUCCAUAGAAGGUUCGUCAGCCACCGAGUACCCUGUUUGUGUGGAAGCCGAGGCUAUAUCCAAUACCUUGGUUUGGAGACUCGCCUUUCAGCCUCAGCUACACUGGGAUGGACCCUCUGAAGGUAUUUUGGAGUCGUUGGAUUGUGCUUUGAGCUUUUUGGUGAGACCGGACGACCCCGAGUUGUUGUUGUUUGAAGAAAAUGGAGUAUCUAUUUGUGGUAUGCCUGCGUUCGUUGAAGCAGGCAGCGUUGGUUCCGAGCCUAUCCCGCCUACCACUCCUUUCUUGGACGUAGAGAUGGAGUGGACUCCCGCGGAAGCAGGAAUUCGAGACAUCCUCCAUCAAAUCUCUGGUAUCCCGCUGUCCUCCAUCAAGGUCUCCGACAACCUCUAUCACCUUGGCCUCGACUCAAUCAGUGCCAUCAAAGUGUCAUCCAAUAUGCGAAAGGCGGGCAUCAAUCUUCGGCCACAAGAUCUUGUCAAAUCUUCAAGUAUAUCAGAAAUGGCUCGGCGAGUCAGGAAAGAAGAAAAGACACCCCCGCAAGCGCUGGAACUCAAUGGAGAAUGGGAGCCACCUAAAGAUAUCGACGUGAAGGUACUGCUGAGCGCCAAUGGUAUUGCGGACGAUCAGGCAGAUCUUCUCCCUGCACUUCCAAUGCAAAUUUAUAUGCUGAAAGCUUGGCAGAAGGCAGAAGGAUCGGUGUUCUUUCCCGAGUUCUCAUACCAAAUCAACACUUCUGCUGAACUGGAAGACAUUCAGGGAGCUUGGGAUAGGUUCGUGUCAGAAACACCCAUCUUACGCACAUGUUUCAUUCCAACUCCUUCUGAGACUGUUCCGGUCAUACAAGCCAUUCUCAAACAUCAUCGAAUUCCCCUAUUGGAGUCGAACGCUGAAGACCUCUUGGAAGAUCAUGCCCGGUCCUUGGUUACAGCGAGGAUUUCACAGCAUAACGAGCAUUCCUGGUUCAUGCGCCUCAAGAUACACCAUGCGCUGUAUGAUGGGGUCAGUCUGACAGCUCUGUUGCGGCGAUUCUCCCAGUUACUGAAAGGUGCCGUCACUGUCAAUAAUGAAGGCCUUACCCACUGGAAGCAAUUUACUAUGGGCCAGGCUACAGUCUCAGCAUUGAACAAAAGGCGAGAAUUUUGGACUACAUAUCUACAAGGUCCUUGUUUUAGCCCUAGAUUCAUCGAGUCGGAAGUGGAAGUUGGAAAACGAGUCUCAUAUUUCGACAAGUCAGCGAUCUCGAACAUCAGUCAGAUCCAGGCUAUCGCUGCCCAAAUCGGCGUUUCCAUCCAAUCAUUGUUCCUUGCAGCCUAUGCUAGAGUUGUUGCCGCACAGGAUGAUCUUUCAGAUGGCAGAUCAGUCGUAUUUGGCAUAUAUCUCGCUAAUCGGGCCGCCGCCAAUGAUGGGCUACCUCAUACCUACCCUACCCUGAACCUUGUUCCCCUGAAGGUCGACUCACCAGCUCGUCGCUCUCUGCUUGACAUAGCCGGAAACGUACAGAGAGAUCUCCACCAGAUCACGUCUGAGGGAAGAUCGAAUGUUGGGCUUUGGGAAAUUGUUCGAUGGACGGGUAUACAGAUCACCUCAUUCGUCAACUUCCUGAGUCAUUCCAACGACACAAACCCAGCUCAGGACCCUAUCACCUCCAUACUGGAGAAGGACUUUGACACUAGUGAUGAUCAUGUACCCAUUCAGCAUCAGCAGGCCCUUCGUGAAAGCAUCAUCAAUGUCGAUAUGCCGUUGGCUAUUGACAUUGAAGCUUCAAUCAGCGAGAGACAUCUUGGAAUUGGUGUUUUUGGGUCACAGCAGCAAAUAUCACAUGAUAAGGCUGUUUUGUUGGCCUGCAGCAUCGCGGGUGUAUUGAAAGAGGUCACAGGUUGUGAGCCUUAG